AUGACGGACACGGAGGUUAUCGAUCUUACGGCGCCAUCUUCUCCCAUUCUUGUGGACGAGGAUAGUGAUGGCGGCCCUCCUUCAAGCAGCAAACCCCAGCCGGACGCGACCAAGGACCAGAAGCGGAAGAGGAAGAAGAAGAAGCGGCCUGUGGUGGAUAGCGCGCCCGAGGAGGGCGAAGUAACUUCUGCUCCAGACAAUAAAGCAGUCUCUGUGGCUGGAGACGAAGGCCCUCCGCUUUUCUUCGUCGACCUGGCACCUGCACCGUUGUCCUCUGCCUCGGAACCAGCUCCCAAAGUCGGGGAAUCAAGCAAAAGCGCGGCUCUGGAGGCUGCGAGUGCCCAGAAUGAGCCGGCCAAAUUGCUUCUGCCUGAUCACGUAUCCGUGCUGAGCCAAGGAGUUGGCGUACCCGUAGAAGUCAUAACCCGACCGGAUGAAGAUUCGGACGACGAGGCCUACAUCGAAUAUCUUGACUACGAUGACAGGAAGGCCCCGGGAAUGGUGCGCUACUUCGAGGAAGAGAAGGAGGAACCGAAGCAGCAGAAGAUUACCUGUCCCCAACGAUUCACUAUUCGUGGAACUCAAGUGAACAACUACGACGACUGUGACAGAUGUGGGUCAUCGCGACAUCAUACGAAUGAAUGCCCUACUUUAUGGCGACUGUAUCACUAUGUUUCAGACGCUGACCGAGAGACAAUCUUACGGGUCAGGGAAGAGAAGAGUGUAUUAGGCGUCGGUAACGGUGGCGAAGGCUACAUUGCCACAGACGAGUGGUGUUACAACUGCGGCGAAUCCGGCCAUCUGGGCGACGAUUGCAAUUCUCUACCACACCCGCCUGAUCAUCCCCUGGAGCCAUCGGCGUUCAGCUCUUAUAACAUCAUGUCGGGCCCGUUCUUCGACGCCACCACCUCCUUGAGCAAGGGCAAAGCCAGACGACCCAGAGAUUGGGAGACUUCAGACCAUGUCGGGGAUGGAUGGGGUUUCAAUGCACCGAUGAAUGUUGGAAAGCAGGGGAGAAAGAAAGAUCGAGCAAGAAUGGAGCAGGUGGCCAAACAUCAAGAAGAGGAAGAGGACCCGGACGACUGGUUUGGCAACCCGAGGAACGCGAGGAAUCGUGGCAUGACUCGGGAUGCGCAGCCUCCGCGCAACGUCCGCAGCGAGAUAGGCAACGAGAACAAGGUUUUCACAUUUGGCAGCAUGGGUAACGACAGGAAUCGGAGGUUUGAGAUCGAGAGUUCAGUCAACGCUUCUAGAGGGUCGCGGUACGACAAGGAUAGGAACGACAGGUAUAGGGGCGAGCGUGCCCCAGAUACGUUCAAGAGCGGUCUCGGCGGAACGACCACCACCGUUCUGACCGUCAAGAGCGUCGAGACGAUCACCGUCCCCGGUACAAAGGGGGGUAUGCCUACUAAUUUAUAUUAG
Messenger RNA from Gloeophyllum trabeum ATCC 11539, 1422 nucleotides. RefSeq lists its product as uncharacterized. The transcript is spliced from 5 exons. NCBI's taxonomy places the organism in Eukaryota, Fungi, Basidiomycota, Agaricomycetes, Gloeophyllales, Gloeophyllaceae. Bases 1 to 1422 code for a protein of 473 amino acids. The record is from RefSeq and is a predicted model, not a curated record. Gene Ontology annotation, molecular function: zinc ion binding; nucleic acid binding.